Molecule: messenger RNA, 672 nt
Organism: Eimeria mitis
Lineage: Eukaryota; Apicomplexa; Conoidasida; Eucoccidiorida; Eimeriidae
Exons: 5
Coding region: 1-672 (223 amino acids)
Source: RefSeq, a predicted model, not a curated record
AUGUGCAGGACUACGAAAAAGAUGAUGCAGUUCAAGUGUCCCACCAGCCAGUCAAGCCGGAGUUCACGAGAAAAAAAGUGCGAAAGGCAACGGGAUACGCCAAGUUCAACUUUUCGGCUGAUGACCUUCAAGAAACGGCGAACAAAUCUGACGAUGACACGGAGGAAACGAACAAGUGGAAGUGCGACUACAAGCGAGAGCGAGGUGGUCCGACGGGGGUCUUCAGUGUCGUUGGGGACUGUGCAGGAAAUUCAGGAUAAGGAUGCCGACGCAAACUGGCAUGACUCAGAACGCCAUUCAGGCCGUUACACCCGUAUCCGUGGCCGAAUCCCAACGGGCCACGCGUCCCUCAUGAAAUCGAGCAGCGACGACAUGCUGGAUGUAUUACUCGCCGAAGAUUCUGAAGAAGGUCGUCGCGCUCGCGAGUUGCUGCUGCACAACACGGAACUGAACUCUUCCUCUCCUCCUUUCUCUGUUCGCUCGUGGAAUUCUGAAUCGUCUGAACCCUCCGGUGCGUCUGACGGGGCAGCAAAAAGAUCCAGCGAGGAGGCGCAUACUGACGCGGACCAGACGGCCAGUAAAACGGACAAAAAGGCCGCCGGUUCCCAAUCCGCCUCCCGCUCAGGGAAUGCGUUGUCUAUUCUUGAGUGUCACCUCAACCCCAGCAGUUGA